ACUGCAUUGAUCUGUCAUUACGCUUUCCCUUUCACAUAUCUUCCUUCGGCAUCGCGUUUCUUUCACUCGCGAAGCAUUUUCUUGUCUCAUCGGUUCUCCAUGUUGCGAAAUCGACGUGAAUUUGGCCAUUUUCCUGCGAAAAGUGCACUCAAUUUUACUGAAAAUACGGUCAAACGGUGGUUCGGUCGUGUGGAAACGUGUUGAAAGUUGAAAUCGGCGGAAAAUCAUCAAAUUCGGUGGUGAAUCGGUGCGUUGAAAAUCGUGUCGAAUUGUGGUUUUCUUGUGGGCUGUCAUCACGGCGUCUUAGUCUUCGUGUCUUUUCGUGGAAACAUUCCAUGAAACGCUUGUGAAGUGAAAAUUUGGUUUAAGUUGCAGUAAAGUUUUUGGUUUUCAUUUGUGUAAUACUCCGGAAGUUCUUGCUGCAAUGUCGCUCCGACAGUUCCGGAAGCCAACCCUCAGCGGUUCAAACGGAACGACAUCCAGUGCAGGAGAUCAAAAGUUGGAACUGGUCCCCGGUCGGCAACGCAUACAAGCCCUAGUGGACAGUGAAAGCGAAACUGAGUGUACCACUCCCACAAAGGUGAUCCCGGACAAGGUGAUCGUUUCGCCCAUUCCGAUUCCCACGGUUGGAGCCCUUUCCUCCAGUACAGCCACCAGUCCAGUAACACAAAAUGGGACGUCAUCAGUUGAUUCAACAGCUGACCCUGCUCCAGCACCGGCUCCGGCUCCAGUUCUCACGGUUAGAGAUAAGGAGCUAUGCCUGCAGAAAGUUAGGGCUGAACGACCUGAUGUGGACACAAUGCUCGUCCAGGACACAUUGGUUCGACAUCAAUGGAGCGUGGAAAAGGCUUUGGAGGAUUUGAAAUCGUACAAUCCCAACAAAAAGCGUAUGUAUUCACUUUCUCCAGCAACUGUGGUCCAAAAGGCCACCGUGUUGAACAACGUCGCUCGGAAGCCGGACAAUCCGGCGAAAAAACGUCGCGUCGAUGAAGAAGACGGAGGAAGCGACAGCGAAGAUGAGUCCGGUAGACAACAGGACAGGGUCUUUGACAGUGAUGAUGACAGCGACGAUGGCGGCAAUUAUGGCAUGUCCAAAGACCGCAAGGGAGUAUUCGAGUUCCUAAACAAUGGCACGGCCAAUGAGUUGACGGCCGUUAAAACUCUGUCCACCAAAAAAGUAGACCUUCUCAUUGAUCUCCGCCCGUUCACCAGUUGGGAUGAACUGGUAGACAAGCUUAAAUCUCACAAAUCUCUUCAAACGGACAUCUUGAAUCACACCCAAGAAUAUCUGUCCAGGAGAAACAACCUCGUGACCAUCAUGAACAAAUGUAAGAAGAUAUGUCAAAAGCUGGAAUCAGCAAUUGCGGCUGAUGGAGGUCUCAUUGAGCAGCCGUCCAACAUUCCCGAAGGAUUCAAACUUGCCGAGUAUCAACUGGUUGGCUUGAACUGGUUGUCCGUAAUGCAUCGGAACGAUAUGAAUGGUAUCCUUGCCGAUGAAAUGGGUCUUGGCAAGACAAUUCAAGUGAUUGCAUUCCUCGCAUGGCUGAAGGAGAACGACCUUAUCAAACAUCCUCAGCUGAUUGUGGUCCCGUCCUCCACGCUGGACAAUUGGGAUAACGAGCUUAGAAAGUGGUGCCCUGAAUUGAUCAUCAUGAAGUACUACGGUAGCCAGGAAGAGCGCAAGCUGAUUCGAAUCGAUUGGGCCAAGAAUGGUAUUUCCGACGUGGACGUUGUGUUGACCACUUACCACAUGAUGGGUGCUUCCGGUGAGGAGAAGAAAAUGUGGCGAGUAACCCCAUUCCAGUAUGUGAUCUUCGACGAAGCGCACAUGCUGAAGAACAUGACCUCGCAACGGUACGAGAACCUGCUGAGGAUCCGAGCCGAUCGGCGUAUUUUGCUUACCGGUACGCCACUUCAGAACAACCUUUUGGAGCUGAUGUCGCUGCUGUGCUUUGUCAUGCCUAAACUUUUCGGUGGGAAAGUAGAGGAUAUUAAGGCACUAUUCCAACGGAUUAAAACGAAAGACAGCGGAGAAGAUCAGACAACAUUCGAGAAGAACCAAAUUGAGCGAGCUAAGCAGAUUAUGAAACCUUUUAUACUGCGGCGACUGAAAAAGGAUGUGCUCAGCUUCCUGCCACCGAAGACGGAAGAAAUUAUGAAAGUACCUAUGCUAGACUCGCAAAAGGAGAAAUACAUGGACUUAGUUAGCGAAUACCAAAACGCAACUGGUGUGUUCAAAAGCAGCACCGAAAUUAGCGGGAUGUCGAUCAUGAUGGACAUGCGGAAAUUGGCCAACCAUCCCCUUCUCCUAAGGUACUACUUCUCGGAUGCGGAGGUUCGUAAAAUUGCCCGGAAACUGGCCGGAGAUUCGGAUUGGAAGAACAAAAAUAUCGAUGAGACGUUUCAGGACAUUGCGUACUUGUCAGACUUCAAGUUACUGCAACUUAAGGAGAAGUAUACCAGUUUGUACGACCUGCGCAUUCCCGAUCAGCUGAUAGUGGCAUCUGGAAAGUUUCGACAGCUGGACGAGCUACUGCCUAAACUGAAGCGCGAGGGCCACCGAGUUUUGAUCUUCAGUCAAUUUGUUAUGAUGCUGGACAUCAUGGAAAAGUACCUGGACAUCCGGCAUUACGGAUUUCUACGGCUAGAUGGUCAAACGGCUGUUACCGAGCGACAGGAAAUGAUCGAUCUGUACAACCAAGAUCCGAACAUUUUCAUAUUCCUUCUGUCGACAAAAGCCGGUGGAUUAGGUAUCAACUUAACUGCAGCUGAUACGGUUAUUAUCCAUGACAUUGACUUCAAUCCGUACAACGACAAGCAAGCCGAGGAUCGGAGUCACCGAAUGGGACAAACAAAGCCUGUGACUAUUUAUAAGUUAGUAAGUGAAGGAACGAUUGAAGAAGGAAUGCUCAUGAUUGCCCAAGAGAAGCUGCAGCUGGAGAAGGAUGUCACCGACGAAGGUGUCGACAAGAAGGAAGAGCACAAGUGUAUGGUUCGGCUCCUAACUAUGGCCCUAGGUAUGGAUGAGAACAAGGCGGAAACUAUCCUCAAAAAUGAAUCCCCGAAAAAGAAUCAACAGGAUGAAGACUUCUAAAUUCGUAAUCGUUUGUUUGAUUACACCUUUGCUACCAUUCGAAAGUGAUGUUACUUAAGUAUUUGUUUUCCCUAUUUUUUUGUUCUGUUUCACAUCACUCAAAAUUGUACAAAUUCUCGGUAGGAUUCGGUUUUUUCGAAUCCUCAUCCAUUUACUGCUCCGGAUGACUUGUUGAAACCCAUAGCUCUGAACGUUCGCUAGAACAGAAAAAAGGAUUUUUUUAACGGCAAGGUCGAAUGUCUCCAUGUAUUUGUUGUAUUGAAAUUCGUUUACGUCCUGUUAGAUGACUUUUGUCGAAGUAACGAGCAUUGAUGCAUAUAAGCGUAUACAAAGUAUGAUCAAGAAUAAAAUAUUUAACGCACCCCAGCUAAUUUGCAAA
This is a messenger RNA of Aedes aegypti (yellow fever mosquito), 3473 nucleotides long. RefSeq names its product SWI/SNF-related matrix-associated actin-dependent regulator of chromatin subfamily A containing DEAD/H box 1 homolog (gene Etl1). Gene Ontology annotation, cellular component: nucleus. The transcript has 8 exons. NCBI's taxonomy places the organism in Eukaryota, Metazoa, Arthropoda, Insecta, Diptera, Culicidae. The coding region runs from base 425 to 3094 and encodes 889 amino acids. Gene Ontology annotation, molecular function: DNA binding; chromatin binding; ATP binding. The record is from RefSeq and is a predicted model, not a curated record.